GUGAUUAAGGCACCCACUGUGAGCGCUUGUCUUCUAUUUAAUGGAGGGUCUCUCUGCCCAGGGGGAGUCAGAGCCCUGUCUGGACCAGCAGAAGGAUGGCAGAGAAUCUGGGGCUGGGCUUCGGGGAAACGGCCAGUGUGGAAAUGCUGCCCGAGGAAGGCAGCUGCACGCCCAAAGCCAGAGCCAGGCUGGCAGCCAGGAGCAGCGCACACUGGGCCCUCACCUGCUGCCUGGUGUCGCUCCCCAUCCUGGCAGGACUUACCACCUACCUACUCGUGGGCCAGCUCCGGGCCCAAGGAGAUGCCUGUGUGUUCCAGACUUCAAAAGGACUAGAGUUUGGAUCUUCACAUCAGCGAGCUUAUGCAUCUACCGGAGCUGGUGGAGAUAAGCCAAGGGCACAUCUGACAGUUGUCAGACAAAGUCCCAUGCAGUCCUUGAAAAAUCAGUUUCCGGCUCUGCACUGGGAACAUGAACUCGGCUUGGCCUUUACCAAGAACCGGAUGAACUAUACAAAUAAAUUCCUGGUGAUCCCAGAGUCGGGAGACUACUUUGUUUACUCCCAGGUCACGUUCCGGGGAACCACAUCUGAGUGUGGUGAAAUCCGCCAAGGGAGCCGACCGAACAAGCCAGACUCCAUCAUCGUAGUCAUUACCAAGGUAACAGACAGCUACCCCGAGCCGACCCAGCUCCUAAUGGGGACCAAGUCAGUGUGCGAAGUAGGCAGCAACUGGUUCCAACCCAUCUACCUAGGGGCCAUGUUCUCCUUGCAGGAAGGGGACAAGCUGAUGGUGAACGUCAGUGACAUCUCUUUGGUGGAUUACACAAAAGAAGAUAAAACUUUCUUUGGAGCCUUCUUGCUGUAGGGGUGAGGCGAGCAUACUUGUGUGAAGGUCCUCUGCCUCCUAGUUCUUAAUUCUCCUUCACUCAUAUGCAAUUAUAACAAGGUUUUUCUUUUUGUUUUUGUUUUGAAGCAUUCCACAGAAACAGUGGCUUAGCUAUGAAAUUUGAAGCCCGAAAUUUCAUACUGUAUAUGCCUUACUGAUGAGAAUCUUAACCAGAAAACAAUAGAACAGAGCUGACAUAUGACUGUGGUUGCUUGGAAAAGGGGUGAAUUUCUAAACACUGAGACAUGACCACCAAAUGAAUGGAGGUCUACUCGGAACAUUUCCACCCCAUUCAUACCACACACUGGUCACCAGUCGGCCCAGUUAUUAUGGGAGUUGAUCAUGAAACAUUUGCUUCAGUUCAGGAACCUUUGAUGAACAUCCAAAGCCCUAGAAAACUGUGUAAACCCUAGGGCCAAAUCCUUCAACAGUUUCUCCAAACACAUACUUUAAAUCCUUGUCUUAAAAAAAAAUGAGAAGAGAGCUGGUAUUUCUCAUGAACAUUCAAAAGGAAGGAAGGAAGGAAGGAAAAAAUUGAUUUUCAUGCCAUCUAUGGCAAAUGAGAAAAGCAACCCCUCCUUUUAUUAUGUACACAGGCAUGAAAAUAAACAAGUGUGAGUUCCACGUGCAUAUCAAAUAUACAACAAUAGCAUUUACUCAACACAGUUUUCUUGAGCACUACCUUAACCCAGAAGAUACUAUGAGGAAUAAGACAGACUAUUCAAAACUUGAAUGAAUUCCACUCCGUGGUUCCUGAUUAAAUAUCAUUCAACGUCCUCCAAGUCCUAAAACAAUAUCUCAUCUGACACUAGUAUGUAAGAUUUCUGAAGCUCUCCGGACUGUGUAAGAUAUCCAGCUGAUUAGGUCAUUCAAGAAACUCUAGCCAACUAGACCGGCUCUUCAACAAACCAGAUCGAUGCCCAGAGACAGCAGACUCAUUCUCUGGUAGGUGGGUGCGGGGGGACAGUCAAUCACCAGAUCUAGAGAAAUUAACUUAGAUCGGCUUCGAGGUGUGACUCACAAUUUUAUCAGGGUAUUUUUCUCUUAAAAUCUUCAAGGGAUUUCAAUAUGGGCUGAGCUAAUCAGCCCAGCCAAAACUUCUCCCCUGGAGGAAAGGCAGGACAUUAAGAAGGUCCCUCCUGCCUGUCAGUGACUUCUACUCUCUGAUCUGUAUGAUUUUCCUGCACUGAUAUGCCAAGGGUAGGAGGGGCAUCUCGGCUCUUCACCUCAGUUGAUUCGUCUAUAAAGUAGGAAUCCACCAAUUUGUUCCCAGGAUCAAAUGAGCUCAUGGGGGAGGAAACACGUCCACUCCGAGCAUUCCGUGCAGUCAAAGAGCAUGUCAGUAUGACAUGGGCCAUGACCUCCAGCAUGCUGGCCCCUAUUGUCAACACUACCCAUUGCAGGAGACCUUCAUGAACGGGUCUAAAAACCAACUGGGCACCCAGAUCACUCUAACGCUUGUUGCCAGGAGACUACAGAGGCAUGAAGGUGUGUGAUGGGGCUUCUGAGCAGGAUGAUUUGUGUUGCGGUACUUAAUCGAUAUUUGUUGAGUUAUAUAAAAUAAAAAUUGAUUUCUGGCUUCUCAGUGAGAUUAGGGCUCUCGAGCCUUCUCAGCACAGUGAGCCCAGGGCUCUGCAGGAGCAGAGAGAAGGGUGUGGUGACCUCCACCUGAUUCAGAAGAGUCUCCAUAAAGGAAGUGAAGCCUGAACCCAUCCUGAAAGAGGGUGGGUGGACAACAGAUGGUCUCGGGGAAAGGGCAUCUGAGACGGAGGAAUUACCCUUUACUUAAAGCAGAAAGGAAAGGUUUCUCAGUAACUAUAAAACCAGCUUGAUAAGACAAUGCUCCUUCGACCUACUCCUAGAACAAUGUUUGCUGGCAGAUUGGGAUAAUUUUUAUCAACAACUCCAGGGUACCUCCAGGAUCACAACUCCCAUCCCGUGGAGAACAUAAAAUGGUCUGGCUGUGUUUGCCUGUGUCCUAAAUGUGGGGUGCAGGACAAGAUGUGCAUGGAAGAGUCCAGAGUGACCCCACUCACCUUCUUCUCCACUACAAGGAACUCUGGUAACCAAGGGUCUUCAGACCCACCCACUGCACCUAUGGAGAUCUGGCGGAUUUGGAAGUUCAUCCAAGAAACAGAAGUUUCCUGCUAUCCUAAAAGACUCGACCACUUGCGGAAACUCUGUCACUUCUUUAUUUUGGUCCCGUCAUAAGCUGGUUUAUUGAAAGGUGUGUUGUGCUGAAGUGAUCCCAGCUAAAUUUGUUAAAUCCUUAUAUCUUGUACCAUUCAGAAAGGGCCAGCCAAGCAUUUCCAAUAGGACUCGAGUCAAAACUUCUGUUUGCUAGGCAUUCUCUCUGUGGCCAAAGUUAGUGCACUAGUUUUUAAAAAUGAGGCGAGAGAAUGCUUGAGAACAUGCUGGUCUCCUAAGAGGAGUAAAUGAGAUGCAGUCAAAGACAAGGCAAGGGAAGAAGGAGCAGCCUAUGUGCUUCAGAAAAUAGUUAAUUUGGGGGGAAAAUGCUCUGCUGGUCCAGUGUGUCUCAAAAGGCUGAAUUCCAAUCAAUUCCACAUUUACUGAAUGUCUACUCGCUCUGGGGACACAGAGAAAUUAUUUUAGUCUCAGACGGGUUCAUUCUAACUGCUCAGCCCCUCCAUGGUCUGCAGACCCUUUCAUUUAUAUGGGUAGUAUUAGCUAAAUAAUUAGCCAACUUUAGGCAUGUGGGUAUUUUCUCAUUAGGAAAAUGAGUGCCAUCUGAUGAAGGGUGAUCAUUAACAAAAUGAUUUGUGUCUAUGCUAAGUGGUUUUUCACAUAGCUGCUCAUAGAGUUUUCCAUUAAUAAAAGGGGAUACGAUAAAGAGAGUGUUUCCUAGAGUAGAAUCCAUCAUUUAAGCCAUAAGUGCAGAUAGGUUAUCAUCUCCUGGACUUGAGUCUGGCCCUCAACACCCUGAGAACCUGUGGAUGAGCCAAGAAAAGAUGAGAAUCUGAGAAAUGUUCUGAAAAGCCCAUGUGCCUUCAGAAAAUGCAGGAACCGUGUUCAAAAUGCAGGGGGUACUCGCAUUUUGACCCUAGCCCAGUUUAGAUCUAUUUGGCAGAACUUCAUGGCUUGCUUUAGCUACGAAAAGUCCUAAAUGUUUUGACUUGGGUACAGUAGGACUUUCACAUCCUGAAAAUGUCUGGUUCCGUUCAACAACAGGGCAGACCGGGUCCCUUGGCUCCAGUUCAGCCUAAGCUACGUCACCCCAGAGGAAGUUCCACCUCCGCACUUGUCAGUAACCCCUCUGGAUUAUAAAAGUUUGGCUAGCUUACUGUGCACGAGGCACGGCCCUUGCCAACAUUCUCUUGCAAGGUAUUUUCCCCAGUCCUUCCCCAGUCAUGUUCCCAUGAUUGCGACACUGGGGCUUAAUUCUUCAGGAGAGGAUUGUGCAUUAUACUCUGCACCUUUGCAAAACACAGGCAGCAGUCUCUUGUCUCAAGCUGUCUUGCUGUCCUAGGGCUCAGAGUCCUGAAAGUGUUUUGCCAUGUACAGCGGAAAUUUUUUUCUGUGUGCACCCCUCUCCUGGAUACUCUAUGUGAUUGCAUCAUCGUGGCAGCUGGGCCUGAGGAGAAGUCAGUGGAUGGCUAACCCCUGAAUCCUUCUGCUCUGAUGGUGAAGGAGAGGGUGAUCAGAGCCGUCACACCUGUGCCCUGCCCCGCACUGACCACCAUAUUCAGAGCUUCCCAAGCUCUGAGACAAAUUUGGCCCCAUCCCUUCCAUCACCCAUUUUGAGAAGAGAACGCCAGCCCAGGUGGAAGUUACUUGUUCCAGGCGACAUAGUGAGUUCAUGGCAGAUCUGGGGCUGAGAUACCGUCUUCAAGAAUCAUAAUCCUGGGCUCAUCCAGUUACCCUCUGCUCUUAGCAAAUAGUGUUUAUUUUAAUAACUAGAGGAGAAAAAAAAAUAACUGGAGGAGAGAUUGGAGGAAGAUGUGAGAAGUAUUAUCGAAUACCUAUGGGGGAUAUGAAAGGGGGGAGGGGACUGCUUCCAUGUCCCUUAGAGAAAGCACUGGGGCUAAGGAGUGGCAGUUUACAAGGUCAUCAUUUCUGGCCCGAUACCCAGAGAAGCUUUUUACCCCCAAAAUAGAAUGUCCCCAAAUCGUGAUUUCUCAGUCCAUGGAUAUAUUCAAGCAAAGGGCUUAUCUCAAAGGUUCUGGAGAAGCCAUUCCUUCAUUGAGGUGGCAGGAAGAGAGAGCACAAAAGGAGUUCUGAGGUCUUUUCCAAAUCUAUGAUUAUGUGGCCAUUUGUAUUUUUUUUUUUUUACAAUGAGUAUUUUUAAAUUGACUUCUGUGUGUUCUAUUGGAUCAUGAAAGCUGGCCUUGUCAAAAGUCCGGCGGCUCUCAGCCUGCAAGUGGCUGCCAUUUCCUACUUGUUCCAAGAGUAUCCAACACACAAUGACUGUUUGAUCUUGACCAAUAGAGAAUGUUAUGGAAAUCUACAACCAAUAUGAUCUGCAGAGUUUACCUACUCCAAGUUACAUCAUUUUAAUGAUGAAGAAACCCGGGCUUGGGAAGAUGAGAUAAUCAGUCCAAUGUCAGCCAGUAGCGAGUAGCAGCGCUGAGACUAGAACUCAUAGCUCCCAACACCCAGCCCAGCAGUCUUUUCAUUUCAUCCAUGAAUCCGUUUUGUUUUGUGUUUUGAACAUUUGUCACAUGAAAACACUUAUCUAGAUCCUGGAGAGCAAGACAAGAAGGAACAUGAUAGGCAAGACCCACUCUCCUGUUGUGAACAUUCAGGAGGAGGGAGAAACACGAUGUUGAACAAAUAAGGUAGCUGAACUUACUCAGAUGACUUUGUUCAUAAAGUCGGUAAAAUAUGUAACUGCCCCCGCUUUUGUUCCAGGGGUAUACAGAAUGAACAAAUGUAGGUAUUUAUGUGGUUUUACUGAUAAACCCCGAGCGCUUUCAUUGAUUCUAUGUUUUAUGUUAAAACGUCACGAUCCCAAGGUAAAGUGCAUAUUGUAUGAGUUGGAUACUGGUAACUGGUAAUCAUCUUAUGUCUUCGGGCACUACUGUGUGAAUUCUAAUCACUGUGAAAGAAAUGUAUGUGUUAAUGUAUUUAACAGAUGUAACUUAAUCGGCACAGAAAGCUGCAGAAACUUAAUAAUUAGGUCGAUUCUUUUGUGAAUCUGUUCAUUUCAUUUUCUUUCCAGAUGAAGAUCUAAGGAUAAGAUCUUGGGAUUUUUUUUUUAAUGCACCUAAUUCUCCAUGUACU
Lutra lutra (Eurasian river otter) is the source of this 6125-nucleotide messenger RNA. It is a transcript of the gene TNFSF15, whose product is annotated as TNF superfamily member 15. Gene Ontology annotation, biological process: immune response. Gene Ontology annotation, molecular function: tumor necrosis factor receptor binding. NCBI's taxonomy places the organism in Eukaryota, Metazoa, Chordata, Mammalia, Carnivora, Mustelidae. The record is from RefSeq and is a predicted model, not a curated record. Gene Ontology annotation, cellular component: membrane. Bases 96 to 863 code for a protein of 255 amino acids. The transcript is spliced from 4 exons.